Messenger RNA from Schizophyllum commune H4-8, 264 nucleotides. RefSeq lists its product as uncharacterized. Lineage: Eukaryota; Fungi; Basidiomycota; Agaricomycetes; Agaricales; Schizophyllaceae. The transcript has a single exon. Bases 1 to 264 code for a protein of 87 amino acids. The record is from RefSeq and is a predicted model, not a curated record.
AUGCAGUACCCAACCAACCACAAUCUUGCAGUAGCUGAGGACCAGCGUCUCCAGUCGGACGUGCUAGGCAUGCCACCUUCCGUGGCUGCCAGCACGUCCGGCGACCGUCACGGCGACAGGCGCUUAACGGCAGAUGCGUUUUGUGGGUGGAUCGCCACUGCGGACUCUGCGUACGCUGUCGGGUCGACAGCCGAACCAGUGGCCGCGAGAUCCGCCAUCGUUGGGCCUGCCGCGGAAAUUGAAGAGACGAUGUCGCUAUUGUAG